This is a messenger RNA of Amoebophrya sp. A120, 530 nucleotides long. NCBI's taxonomy places the organism in Eukaryota, Dinophyceae, Syndiniales, Amoebophryaceae. The record is from the annotation of a GenBank genome assembly.
AGGGCCUCCCUCGUUCCGGAAAAUCCAGCGGGAGCCGGUGAUGGGCCAGGUAGUCAGGUUCCAUCUCGCGGAGCAGACCGGCGCGGAGCUAGUGGCUGGCCGACUACAGUCCCGGCAAAAGGCUGCCAGUAUCGAAAGCGACGCCAACCACAAGGCAGCGCGCGCAGAUGCGCAAAACAGGGCGCGGAGUAGUGCGGAGUUGCAGCUGGCGGCCGUAGGAGGGCCGCCCCGGGAAGUGGGAAGGCCAGCGGGGCCCCACUCGACGGCAGGCCCCUGGUAAUGGGGAGCCCGGCAAGGGCCCCCGCCCGCCGCCGAUAGCAGCAAGCCUGCCUAGGUCGUAUGGUCAGCCCUGCGCCCCGGGCGGCUCGCUGGGCUGCGCGUGCAGGCCCCGGCCCGCCCUUCUGGCGUGUCGUAGGCCGCGGAGCGCCCAACCCCGCUGGCGCCUCUGCUUUGCCCCUGUUUUUCUGCCUGUGCGGCCCUGGCGCGCGCGGCCACUGUGAUCCUUUUUUUUAGCGCGCCCUUGUCGUAGU